Branchiostoma belcheri (Belcher's lancelet) is the source of this 2044-nucleotide messenger RNA. RefSeq names its product borealin-like. The record is from RefSeq and is a predicted model, not a curated record. Lineage: Eukaryota; Metazoa; Chordata; Leptocardii; Amphioxiformes; Branchiostomatidae. Gene Ontology annotation, biological process: mitotic sister chromatid segregation. Gene Ontology annotation, cellular component: spindle midzone; chromosome, centromeric region; chromosome passenger complex. The transcript has 11 exons. Bases 143 to 1084 code for a protein of 313 amino acids.
AGUUUAAAUCGAGGCGGCCAUUUUGGAUAAAGAAGUUGUGCUGUCGGUACGGAAGGAAAGGAUACCUUCAAUUUUUCUUGGAUUUUGGGCUGUAUCAGCGGAGUUUUUAUAAUUAUACAGGAAUACAGUCAGCAGCACCAAAAUGCCACGCAAGAGGAAAACAAGGCAGACAACGCGAGCCAAACCUAAGCUACCAGAAGGCAACGAAGGCCACGAUAUGGACCAAGAGGAAAAGGAACGCAAAAAGGAGCUUUUCCUCCAGGACUUUGAUGUUGAAGUGGAGUCUAAGAUCAAGCAGUCGUACGAGCUGUGUGAGAAGAUCUGUAACUUAGGCAGACAACAGUUCAGACUGGAGGUCAUGAAACUCCCCAAGAAAAUCCAGAACAUGACCAUGGCUGAAUUCUUGGCCCAGGGUGGAAGUAUUGAGGCCAUACAACUCCAGUCGGUGACAGACACAGAUGCUAAGGAAUGCACAUCGGCGGAAAAGACAAGGAUGCCACUGGCUGCAGUAAGCAACAAUAUAGCACCAACAGAAACUGUUGAGGAAGAUGAACAGGAAAGUAAACCUAAAGGAAGGCCACCCAAGAGAAAGACUACCAAGAAGAAGGACACUGCCCCUCCACCCACAAAAAGGAUGACCAGGUCUUCAGCCAGGACUCAGGGUGGCACAGCCUCCAGGUUGGGCAGCAAGACCAGUCGGAACGCGCUUACGACCCCAGCUGUGAAGGGAAACAAGCCAGUGUGGAGCGACACACCACUCAUUACACCCAAGUUUGAUCCAAGACUUCCCACGACUCCGAUGGUGCGAGAAGCGAAGGCUGGAGAGAGGCUGAUGUCCAUAUCAGGCAGUCCUGUUCUCAACAGGCCCAUGGCUGCUGCUGUCAAAGUUCCAGAGGCACUGAUACCUGUGGGAGAUGGCAAGGUGUUCCAGUGUAGCCAUGACGUGGAUCCAGACGAUGUAGAAAUCCCUGAUAUGGACGAGAAAACUAUUAGUAACAUACAGCUGCUACAGCAAAAACUGGCAGCUAUUCUGAAAAAGGCAAGACAGAACCAGACACAGAGCAGCAGCACCGAGUCAGACUAAGGAGAGAGUCGUGGUGUUUUGUAUAUUUUGUAUUUAUAUGGGGUAGUGUAAAGAUACAAAACUUAGGUUGCAACUACUGGUAUUAGAAAUUUCAGCUGUAUUUUAUCUGUGGUAUUUUGUUUCUAUGUCAGUUUUAAUUUUCUUUUAAAGUUCUUUCAUAUCGACUGCUACACUCUUGCCCUCUGAGAACUUUUUAAAGCUCUUAACGGGUCUAAACAGUGCAUCAUUUUUAUUUGCCUUGGGAUAGAUUCAGACACAUUAUAUUUUAUUCAGUAUUGGUGUAUGUACACUACUAGUAUGGCAACAGACAGACUUGUUAGAUUUUGCAUGGUUGUCUAGUACAGUAGACUGCAUGGUAUUUUGCAGCCAGCUAGCAAGGUAGGGUUCAGAAACAUGUCUGCAGAACAUAAUUAAAAAUUGGGUGUACAAGACAACUAAACCUAAUAAUGAGAUGCUCAUGUGUCUUAAAUCUAUGUAGAGUCAUAAAUCCUUUGUCUUUUGUAUGGUUGUUGUCAUCAAUGUUGACCUGAUGAUUUGGGUUGAAUAUUGAUUUCAAAAAUGCUGUCACCAUAUCAUAUGCAGGAAGGUGAUGAUAUCAGUUUGCUAAAAAAAACUUCGAAAUAAGUGGGGGAAAACUGCACUACACGUAUUAAGUCAUGCUGGAUAGUUGUAGUUUCUUCUUUGUCUACAUACUUUAGGCAUUAUAGAUGAUCACCUGUCAUUGUAUUCUAUUCUUGAUUUGGGGUCUUUUUAUUGUUUUAUCUGUCAGCAAAAUUCACAAUGCUCUAAUCAGAUGUAGAACAUCUGCUAUUAUCUUAAAGUUGAUUUCAAUAAGAAAUAAACAUUGCAUGGCAAGGAAGUUGUGCUUUCUUCAAUAUGGCAAUGUACAUAGAGAGUCCAUAUUCUAUACCCAUUCUGUAGUACUGUUGACAGUUUCUAAAAUAGAACAAUUAAUGCUGU